CCCCAAAGCAGCCUACCUGCGGACCCCAAUAAGGACAUACGCCCCAGGUCCUGCCAUCUCUCUGCCUGCCCUCUGCCUUCACCUCCCGGUGUGGCCCCUCAAGGUGUCCUGUGGACCUUCUCCAGAACCUGUGCCAGCAUCUGUCUUGGUGCUCAUCUCAGCCACCCACCAUGGCCCGGGGACUGCCCAGCACCACCAGCCUGGCACGCUUCUGCCAGAAGCUGAACCGGCUGAAGACACUGGAGUCCACCAGGAAGACAUCGCUGCAGCUCUGCCUGACCACGCUGGACCUGACUCUGCUGGGUGUGGGUGCCACGGUGGGCUCGGGCCUUUACGUGCUCACAGGCACUGUAGCCAAGGAGAUGGCUGGCCCUGCAGGACUCAUGUCUUUUGUUGUGGCUGCCCUGGCCUCCCUGAUGGCAGCCCUAUGCUACACAGAAAUUGCAGUGCAUGUGCCCCGUGCGGGCUCUGCCUACCUGUUCACCUAUGCGUCCAUGGGUGAGCUGUGGGCCUUCUUCAUUGCCUGGAACAUAAUCCUCAAGCAACUCCAUGGUGGAGCUGCUGUGGCACGUCUCUGCAGCGGCUACUUGGACGCCAUCUUCAGCCACCGCAUCCGCAGUUUCACUGAGGCACAUGUGGGCAUCUGGCAGGUGCCUUUCUUGGCCCGGUACCCAGACUUCCUGGCUGCUGUUCUCAUAAUUUUAGCCUCCAUAUUUGUCUCACGCACACACCACCUCUCUUCUUGGCUCAACCCCAUCUUCCUUGCCAUCAGCCUGGUCGUCAUUCUCUUCAUCAUAAUCCUGGGGUUUCUCCUGGCCGACCCGCACAACUGGAGCCCUGAGGAGGGCGGCUUUGCACCCUUUGGCUUCUCUGGCAUCAUGAAAGGUGCCGCCACCUGCUUCUAUGCCUUUGUGGGCUUUGAUAUUGUUGCUGCCUCCAGCGAGGAGGCCUGGGACCCAAAGCGAGCCAUGCCCAUGGCCAUCGCCAUCUCUCUUGGCCUGGUGGCUGGUGCUAACAUCCUUGUCUCCACUGUGCUCACCCUCCUGGUGCCCUGGCACAGCCUGGACCCUGACUGGGCGCUCGCUGAUGCCUUCUACAAGCGGGGCUAUAGCUGGACAGGCUUCACUGUGGUGAUGGAAUCUGUUUCUGCCAUGAACAAUGUCCUGAUCAGAAACCUCCUUGCCCUGCCACGUAUGGUCUGUGUUUUGGCUGCCGACGGGCUCUUCUUCCAGGUGUUCACCCGCAUGCAUCCCCGGACCCAGGUGCCCAUUGUAGGCGUUCUGGUGCUCGGGGUCCUCAUGGCUUUCCUGGCAGUGCUGCAAGACCAAGAGGCACUGGUGCAGUUGCACUGCAUCAGUGCACUGCUGACCUACACUUUUGUCGCUGCCAGCGUUAUCCUGCUGCGCUUCCGAAAGGCCCCUCCAUCCAGUUCUCAGGACCCAGUCAACCCUGUGGACACACAGCAGGCCUCAGCCCUUGAGCCCGGGCAGCUGCGACCAGCACUGAGGCCCUACCUCGGCUUCCUGGAUGGGUGCAGACCCGGAGCCGCUGUGGCUUGGGCCCUCAGUGUCCUGGUGGCCUCAGCCAUCACCCUGGGCUGCGUGCUGGUCUUCGGGGACUCAGCCCUGCACCUCCCGCCCUGGGGCUACACCCUGCUGCUCCUGCUCAGCUCCAUCACCUUUCUGCUCAGUCUCCUCGUCCUGGGGGCCCACCAGCAACAGCGCUGGCAGGACACCUUUCAGGUUCCCAUGGUGCCCCUGACUCCCGCCCUGAGCAUCCUCCUCAACAUCUUCCUCAUGCUGCAGCUGAGCUACCUGACCUGGCUGUGCUUCUCCAUCUGGCUGCUGAUGGGACUCGUGGUGUAUUUUGGCUAUGGCAUCAGGCACAGCAGGGAGAACCAGUGGGAACAGUCAGAGGUGACUGCCCCACACGGCAGCCUGGAGGAGAUGGUGUCAGCCGUGCAACCCCCAAGACAGGCACCAGCCCAAGAGCCCGGCCACAUGGAGCAACCCGCCAGUCCUUAAGGACCUUUGGGGACCUGCCUGCCCACCCUCCCUCCCCUACCUCCUCAGGAGGCCAGAGGUUCUGGCAGCCUCUUCUAUCCAGGCUAGUUCAUG
Molecule: messenger RNA, 2117 nt
Organism: Equus caballus (horse)
Lineage: Eukaryota; Metazoa; Chordata; Mammalia; Perissodactyla; Equidae
Source: RefSeq, a predicted model, not a curated record